Messenger RNA from Serinus canaria (Common canary), 1125 nucleotides. Its product is annotated as translation initiation factor IF-2-like. The transcript is spliced from 5 exons. The record is from RefSeq and is a predicted model, not a curated record. Bases 1 to 975 code for a protein of 324 amino acids. NCBI's taxonomy places the organism in Eukaryota, Metazoa, Chordata, Aves, Passeriformes, Fringillidae.
AUGCCUUUCAGGAACGUCGCUGGGGGCCUGAGCAGCGAUCGCACACCUGACCGAUCCCAGGAUCUCCGCGGGCCGCUGGGAAGAGCCGAACCCGACUCCCGCCCCGCGGGCUUUCUGUGCCAGGGUAAGAACGUGUUUCUGUUCCCAGCACGUUUAGCGCUGCAAAACUCAUUUGCCCGUCUAAACUCUUCAUCCCGGCGCCGGGCGCCUCCGCCUGCCCCAGCGGCUCCGGCGGGACUCCGGCCGCGGCGGAACCCGGCCCGCGGGAGGCUUCCCGGCCGCGGCGGGCGCACGCCGAUCCUGCGGAGCGCUCUCGCGGAGCGGCGCCGCCGCCAGUCCGGCUCCACGGCAGCUCCACGGCGGUCCCGCGGGCGCGGAAGGGGCGCGCAGCCCCCGAGCAGCAGCGUUUGGAGUUCCCUCCCUUCAGCGAUCACAAACUCCGCUCCUACGCGCUUAUUUCCUCCUGCCUCCCAAGCCAGCUUCCUGCCCGCGCUGCACCGAUUCUCCCCGGCAUCCCGCCCGCCCCGCCGCGCCGCCGGUUCGCGGGCGGCCCGGGACGGUGGCGGCGGGGGCGGUGGGCGGCCCGCGAGUGGCCCCGAUUGGCGCAGCCGGCGCACGUGGGGCCGCCCUCACGCCUCGGCGCUGGCAGCGCGGCCGCCGCCGCGGGGCACGGCACGGCACGGCAGGGCGGGGGAGCGCACCGGGCUCCGCUCCGCGCGGGUCUCCGCGCACCGCACGCGGCGCUGCGGCGGGGAGGGGAGAGAGAGGAGUCCAGCCGAGCCUGCGGAAAGCUAUUCAGAACUGACUGUCAGAGGAGCAAAGAAUGAUUCAACAGCAUAUGAGGUGCUGGCUGCUUCCCACAUCAUUGGUUUACAGACUUUCUUAAAUUCAGAUGACUGCCUACUGGUGGCCCGUAUGGAACAGGAACCAUUCUUAACUAGAGCACCAGUCUGCUAUACCUGUGAUCUACAAUGAAUGCCAAAUCUGCAAUCAGCAAAGAGAUUUUUGCCCCACAUGAUGAAAGGAUGCUGGGAGCUGUUCAAGUGAAAAGAAGAACAAAAAAAAAGAUUCCUUUUCUAGCUACUGGGGGUCAGGGUGAAUAUUUAACGUACAUAUGCCUGUCAG